UCAAAACAUUUAGAGAGGGAAACGAGGACCCCUGGAGAUAGAAUGAUAGAUGGAAGGGCUGAUCCUUGAACCCAAAGCUUCAGCAUCACCUACCUUUUGCCAGUCUUGUCUUUUAAGGGAAAACUCAGAUCCAAAGCUCCCACCAUUUAUGGCCCGUCUCUUCUGCUUAAUUACUCCACGUUUUCUCUCUACCCUUUUUUCUUAUCAAGUGUCUCACUCUCUGACUCUGAGAAAUCGGAGUUUCUCUCUGACCCCAAGAUUUGAAGAACCAGGGUAGCAGACUGCAGCUGUUUCAGAAAUCAUUGCUUAAUCUUGUCAAAUGGGAUCAUUUCACAUGCCAGAAAAAUUGCGAAGCUCUGUAUCCCUGGAGACUUCGUGUGGCUAUCUGCUCCAGGAACUACAGUUAAUCUGGGAUGAGGUCGGACAAGAUGAGUUUGAAAGAGAGAAGGUCCUCAUGGAACUUGAACAGGAGUGUCUGGAAAUUUAUAGGAGAAAAGUUGACAGUGCAAAUAUGUCUAGAGCACGUUUGCAUCAAGCAUUGGCAGAUUCGGAGGCUGAAUUCACGCAUCUUCUUCUGUCCCUUGGAGAACGAUCUCACCCUGGACGGCCAGAUAAAACAGGGGGAACACUGAAAGAGCAGUUGGAUUCAAUCACCCCAGCCCUGAGGGAGAUGCAGCUAAAGAAGGAAGAGAGAGUGAAACAGUUCCAAGAUGUCCAGAUGCAAAUCCAGAAAAUAUCUGCAGAAAUAGCAGGUAACUCAGAGCUCAAUGUUUCACUGUCCGAUGUCAUUGUGAAUGAGAGUGACCUUUCUCUGAAGAAACUUGAGGAGUACCAGGUGGAGCUACAACAACUCCACAAGGAGAAGAGUGAUAGGCUACUAAAAGUAGAAGCUUAUACAAGUGCCAUCCACAACCUUUCUGCGACUUUGGGCAUGGAUUCCUCCGAGAUCAUCACAAAGGUCCAUCCAAGCUUGGAUGACACAUGUGGGCAGAAGUCAAAAAACAUAAGUGAUACCAUUUUGGCUAGGCUGAACAGUACUGUAAAGGCUCUUGAAGAAGAAAAGCAAAAGAGGCUUGAGAAGCUUCACAAACUUGGGAAGGCAUUGACAAACCUGUGGAGUCUUAUGGAUACACCCUAUGAAGACCGCAGACUAUUUUCCCAUGUGAUUAAUCUUAUGCCCUUUUCGGCCGAUGAAAUUUCCAAUAUGGGAAGUCUUGCCGUUGAUAUCAUUCUGCAGGCUGAGGCUGAAGUUGAAAGACUGGAUCAGCUAAAGGCAAUCAAAAUGAAAGAGCUUUUCCUUAAGAAACAGAAUGAACUUGAAGAGAUAUGCAAGAGAUCACACAUGGAGAUACUUUCGCAAUCAGAGAUGGAUAAUAUAAUGAGCCUUAUAAACUCUGGGGAGAUUGAUCAUGCCGAUCUCCUCAUUAGCAUGGAUGAACAGAUAUUGAGGGCAAAAGAAGAGGCCUUUAGUAGGAAGGCCAUAAUGGAAAAAGUGGAGAAAUGGAUAUUAUCAUGUGAUGAGGAGCGUUGGUUGGAAGAAUACAGCAGGGAUGAGAAUCGGUACUCAGUGAGUAGAGGUGCUCAUAAGAACCUGAAGCGUGCAGAACGUGCCAGAAUAACAGUCAGCAAAAUCCCUGCUUUAGUGGAUUCACUGAUAGAAAGGACUAAGGCCUGGGAAGAGGAAAGGAAGAAAGUGUUCUUGUAUGAUGAGGUACCUCUCUUGGCAAUGUUGGAAGAGUACAAUUUGAUAAGGCAGGAAAAAGAAGAGGAGAAACAAAGACAAAGGGAAAUGAAGAGGGCGCAGACCCAGGUGGUAAUUGAACAAGAGAAUUUAUUCGUAACUAGGCCUGGCACAAGCAGUCAACGUGUUUCAAACAGCAACUCAAAUGGAGGUUUUGGCAGUGCCAGUCCCAUGAACAGGAGGCUUUCCAUGGGGAUUCAGCAGCUAGGAUCAAGCUGCAUCAACACUCCAAGUCAAGGAACAUCCAUCAUAAAACAAAGUAAGAAGGCACAGGGACCAAGGAUGUUAGGUAAACAACGACGUGUUUCACAUCUUUUUACAGAAGACACAGCUUCAGUGUUAUCAACAACAUAUUCUGGUCCAUCAUCUCCUUAACUCUGUAAGUUCUAAGAUCAAAGCAGCAAAUUGAUAAAUUUUGCUUUCGUGUAUGAUUGGGAAAGCUAGAACCCUAGAAGAGAAGCUCGCUCGCCAUGUGGAAAGAAUGAGUUCAGCUUGUUUUGUGUCAGUGUUGGUUUGAAAAAAAAAAAGAUGUCCAUACAAUUAUUUAUAACUUACUGUUGAACCUCGAGGGAUUCGUGAUUUCUGUAACAAGUAAAGAUUGCUGAAAUGGAUGAUUUCUAACUGUUGUACAUGCUUAAUUAGACUACAGCAGUGCACAACCUAAACUCUUUUGAUUGACAUUUCAUCAAAUUAAAGAGGACCUCUGUGGGAAACUAUGGGAGUUGGAAAAGCGGAAUGUUCUAAUAAUCAUUAAUCAGAGAGAUGAGCCAGGAAUAAACAUCAUCGAAGUCAAUGAUAAAACAAGAGGAUAGGAUCAAUCAAGCUCAAACUGGGUUUUCUAGUAAGCCAGGAAGAAAUGAAGCAAUUAAAAUUUU
This is a messenger RNA of Nelumbo nucifera (sacred lotus), 2616 nucleotides long. Its product is annotated as 65-kDa microtubule-associated protein 8. Gene Ontology annotation, cellular component: cytoplasm; spindle. Gene Ontology annotation, biological process: microtubule cytoskeleton organization. The record is from RefSeq and is a predicted model, not a curated record. Gene Ontology annotation, molecular function: microtubule binding. Lineage: Eukaryota; Viridiplantae; Streptophyta; Magnoliopsida; Proteales; Nelumbonaceae.